AAAAUUUGGGGUCACAGUGUCCUGUUUGGAUCACAUGCUUUAUAAAUGCUCUUUACCCUUACUCAACUCUUUCAGAUCAGAGAGCUACGCGACAAAGAGUUGGAUUUACAAAGACAAAUGAACUUGUUGAAGGCAAAGGAGUUAGAAGGAGUUCUACUUCACACUCGAAAAGUGACUGUGUGUGAUAGAUAUCCGGAUACACCCAUCAGGCUUGGAAGAGAAGCCAAGAAAUCUGGGCAGGACACUGUUAUGAGGGGUGAUGCUGGACGGGAGCUACAUGUAAUCGCGUGGAUAAGCACCGAUGAUGAGACUCAUCUUGUACUAUGGGAUGCCGAUUUCUUCCAAGAUGUCAUCUCCAUACUGGCUCCAUUGUGUCCGGUAGUGAAACAUAUCUCCGUUGAUUUACACUGCCACUGGAUGCAACUACACCCAUUAACCCUCAUGCCUAAGCCUAAGCUUAUGCCUAUGAGAUCUGUCAUCACAGUUUGCAUUAAGACCCUGUAUAGUUCAAAAACACUUCAUGAUACACUAUUGGAGGUCAGUAAAUUGUUUCUAAAUGCAGCGAGUCUAGAUCUGCUAAUAGAGAGUCUAAUUUCUCCAUCCGAUCAAGCAUUAUUUCAUGAGGUCAAUUCAUCAUCAUCAGUGAGAGAGCUUAAAUUAAGAUGUGAGGGCAGGUGUUCAGAUGACGUACCUACAGACAGCCUGUUAAUUGAUAUUUGUACCUCCUGUCCAAAUAUUGUAUCACUGGUGUUAUCAGGCUUUGGAAGAAGUCUAUCGAUCAAGUCAGGCAAAGAAAUUACAUCAUGCAAGAUGCCACAUCUGACCAACAUCCAUCUUGAACCAUUUGAGACGGAUGAUUGCUACAAAUUUGUAACUUUAAUUCAUGUAUUACAUGUAUUUUAUGUGAUAAAUCCACGUUUGAGGUAUGUUGAGGCAAAGAAGGUGCAGCUUGGAGAUGCAGAACUUACCUCUGUUACGUGGUACCGAACAUUUUCAGGUUCUGAGCUACAACUUGAAGGUGCACCAACAGCUGUACCCAUGGCUGACCUAAUGCAUCUUGUGUCAACUGAACUCGAAGGAGUAACUGUCCUGACAUUAGACAGGUGCAAGGUUGACAUUCCUCAGAGUACCAGUCAUCCACCACAGUGCACAGGGAAAGAGAGUUCGCUUCGAGAACUCAAGUUCUUAAAUGUGGAAUGCCCGUUGUCUCAAAGUGACAUCCACAAACUUUCAGAGAUGUAUCCUAAUGUAAAGGUCACAGUUGAACAUGACAGUAAGGCAUCACAUGAAGACUCUAAGCAGGGUACGUCGAUGCAUUUCGAGCUGAAGAGGAGGACCUCCCCAUCCUCGUCACCCACCUCAUCCUUCUCACUCCCCCCAACUUCUUCAAUAUGUGAGUUUAUUAAGAUUAUACAUGUAUGUAUGUUUGCACUAAUGAAUUUGUUCACAUAUAUAGGGGUAUACUGCAGCGGUUUACCACAUGUUUUUCCUUUUUAUCUGCGCUCUACAGUUUUGUGCCUUAAAGUGCCCAUUCAAAGACUAUCACAAAUAUGGCAAAUAACGUAUCACUAGAAACUGGUAAGCUGACAGAUGGCCAUCGUACACGUUUUAGGUCGACUACACAGUGGGUGAUUUAUACAAAUACAAAUAAAACCACCUCCAUAGCAUCUGGGAUAUACAAGAGAUUCACCAGAAAGGUAUUGAUGUUUUAAUGACGUCACAAUAUGAACCAAUCUUUUCCAAACAGACGACAUCCCAUAAAGAAUGAACAUAAUUUCAAUACUAUUAUUUCUCAAAUUAUACUUUUCAUAUGGUAUGAUAAUUAUGUUAUCAUACACAAUGACAAUCAUCAAAUGAUUACUAUACCUUAUGGAUAGUAGACAAAAUGGUCAUUAGACAAACUGGGAAUUACACCGAUUGGACAUUAGACUAAAUGAGCAAUAGACCAAAUGGGUUGUCGACUUAUUUGAGAUUAGACCAAUUGGCUAUUAUAGCCUUAAAGGUAGAGAUCAGUUUUGGAAACGCCCCCCUCUCAAAAUAUGAAAUGGAAGCUCUCAUUACCAAUCUUGUGAAAGAAUAUGUUUUGACUAAUA
Strongylocentrotus purpuratus (purple sea urchin) is the source of this 2093-nucleotide messenger RNA. RefSeq lists its product as uncharacterized. Lineage: Eukaryota; Metazoa; Echinodermata; Echinoidea; Camarodonta; Strongylocentrotidae. The record is from RefSeq and is a predicted model, not a curated record. Bases 46 to 1572 code for a protein of 508 amino acids. The transcript is spliced from 3 exons.